Symbiodinium pilosum is the source of this 3687-nucleotide messenger RNA. The record is from the annotation of a GenBank genome assembly. NCBI's taxonomy places the organism in Eukaryota, Dinophyceae, Suessiales, Symbiodiniaceae.
AUGCCUAAGCCGUCUAAAAACCAUCCAUGGAAACUAGGUCUAUCCGGACCUGUCUCUUACGCCAAUCGUUCGAACAGCACCUGGCGCGGCUUCUAUCGCCCGCCAGAUGAUGCCAGCCCGGUAAAAACGUUAAGCGAAUCCGAAAUUGAAGCGUUGGGCCUGCAACUGGUUCUACCGGUGCAUGAAAUUAUGGAAGCGCGACGCAUGUGUCAGGAACAUCACCCUGACCGCGGCGGUGACCCGGAAGUAUUCCAGCACUGGAAAGAAAAACUCGACAGACUGAAACGAAGGGUCAGAAACAACGCCGCUGAUUCUCUGGUGCAAUAUAAAACCACCCCUCACCAGGCGGCUUUGUCCUGUCGCGAUCUGAUGAGUGUCUCAACCUUCGAUUUCACCGUGGUCAGCAGCACCCUCAUCGAAGCCACCGAAUCUGUCCCCCGACACUGCCGCAUAGACGGCCUCAUCCCUACCGAAAUACGUUUCGAAGUAAAUCUACCGCUGGCAUGGAAUGGCCGCCUCUACAUGUAUGGCAACGGUGGACUGGCCGGCACCCCAGCGGAUGACCCGGCACGCCGCUAUGCCGCCGGUCAGGCUUUGGCCCAUGGAUUUGCAACCGCGUACACGGAUACGGGCCACGACAAACGUGUGCAGCCCGGCGGUACAUUUGCGCACAAUAACUUUCACAAACUGGUGGAUUACGGCUUUCGUGCUGUGCACCUGACCGCAGUUUCAGCCAAAACUCUGGCUACUCACCUGUACGGCAAAGCACCGGCGUACAGUUAUUUCAACGGCUGCUCAACUGGUGGCCGUCAGGCAUUGAUGAGUGCACAGCGUUUUCCUCAGGAUUUCGACGGCAUUAUUGCCGGUGCGCCUGCGGCAGACUAUUCCGGCCUGAAAUUUUCUCAAGCCUGGCGCGUGUCUGCGAUCAGCAGAUCUGGCCUCACUGAAACCGAAGCACUGGUGCUCGCCGGUCAUAUCUACGCAGCCUGCGACGACCUCGACGGCACUAAAGACGGUUUGAUCUCGGACCCCAGGCGCUGCGACUUCGAUGUCGACCGGGACCUGCCACAUUGUGAAGGUGCAGAUACCGACGCCUGUUUUGAUCAAGCUGAACGCGAGGCCCUGAAGCAGUAUUACGCGCCGGUAAUGCUUGCUGGAGAGGAAGUUUAUCCAGCCAUGCCAGUGGGCAGCGAAGUGCUGGGCGCCACCUAUACACAGGAAUUACGUUCCGGCUGGUUCCCCUGGUUACUUAACGACAAUGGUCCUGUGCUGCUUGACCUGCUGGGCUCCGAUUUCUUUCGUUACAUGACUUUUAUCGAAGACCAACCAGAUUACGACUGGACGCAAUUCGACUUUGCCGAACGCCCGGAUGGUCUUGACGGGUUUUCAGCCAUAGUUGACGCCGUGGAUCCUGAUCUGAGCCGCUUUAAGAAUCGAGGCGGCAAACUGUUGAGCUAUUUUGGCUGGGCGGACCCGGACAUAAACCCGCUGACGCUGCUGGCCUACCGGGCAGAGGUGGCAGCCCUGAACACCGAUGUCGAUAGUUUCUUCCGUACCUUCAUGAUGCCGGGCAUGUUCCAUUGUCGCGGCGGCGCAGGACCGGAUCGUUUUGACGCCAUCACGCCGCUGAUCGAUUGGGUUGAACAUGGCGUCGCACCAGAAGAGUUAGCUACCUGGCAGGUCGACAGUAACGGCGAGCGCCACAAUGGGAGACGCGUCAUGCGCCUGAUCAGCUUGGUUUUGCUUUUAAGCGCCACUAUUUCAACCUCCGCGAUAGCCGAGGGCUCUGCCACUGUAGAAUACACCGCCCUGAAAAAUCUAAGCCACGGCUUUGCGGACAACAACGGCGUCAAAAUUCACUAUGCCAGCGUCGGCGAAGGCCCUCUCGUCGUGAUGAUUCACGGCUUCCCGGAUUUCUGGUAUUCCUGGCGCGACCAGAUGGCUGGCUUACAGGACAACUACCAGGUUGUUGCCAUUGAUCAGCGCGGUUACAACAAGAGUGGGCAACCCGAAGGUGUCGAGCAAUAUGCAAUGCCGCUGCUGAUCAGCGAUGUUGCUGCGGUUAUCCAGCACCUUGGACGCGACAGCGCAACUAUCGUCGGCCAUGACUGGGGUGGCGCCGUAGCAUGGCAGUUCGCAUUUUACAUGCCUCAGAUGACCGAGCGCCUGGUCAUAUUGAACCUGCCCCAUCCCAUGGGUAUGGCCAGAGAGAUGGCCAACAACCCCGAGCAGCGGGAAAAUUCAGACUAUGCACGUAAGUUCCGCGAGGGUUCACCCAGCGAUCCAGACAUCAUGUUUGGCGGCCCGAUGAACCCCACCACCCUCGCCGGCUGGGUCAGCGAUCCGGCUGCAAAACCCAUUUACGAAGCUGCGUUCGCGCGUUCAAGCUUUGCUGGCAUGCUGAACUUUUACAAAGCCAAUUACCCUGCACCUCCGGCGCCAGGCACCCCGCCACCAGCGCCACCACCACGAUUGAAAAUGCCGGUAUUGGUUUUUCACGGGUUGAAGGAUACCGCGCUUCAUUCUGAUGGCCUCAACAACACCUGGGAUUGGAUCGAUGCAGACCUCACCAUCGUCACAGCACCUGAGGCCGGCCACUUCGUGCAACAGGACGCAUCCGAUCUGGUGACCACCACCAUGCGCUGGUGGCUCGACGCACGCAUUUUAGGCGGCGGUAUCGGCGCCCGUGUCAACAUCAACCUCGACGCUAUCCGGCAUGCUGAAUCACUGGGCUAUGACUCCGUCUGGACCGCAGAGGCCUGGGGCGGCGAUGCCGUCACGCCUGCCGCCUGGAUACUUGCUCAGACGAGCAAAAUCAAAGUUGGCACCGCGAUCAUGCAAAUGCCCGCACGCACCCCGGCAAUGGCGGCUAUGACCGCUAUGAGCCUCGCCGAACUAUCCGGCGGCCGAUUCAUAGUGGGUCUGGGCGCAUCAGGUCCUCAGGUGAUCGAAGGCUGGCAUGGCGUACCUUACGGAAAACCUGUCACCCGUCUGAAAGAAUACGUGCAGAUCAUGAAAAAAAUCUUUGCGCGACAGGAAAAAGCCACCUUCGACGGAGAGAUUUACCAGCUGCCCUAUAUCGGCCCAGGUGCAACGGGGUUAGGCAAACCAUUAAAGAGUAUUCUGCACUGUGAAGAAGACAUUCCAAUUUUUGCAGCCAACAUAACACCCAGAGGUGUGGCCGCAGCAGCAGAGGUCUGUGAUGGGUUUUUCCCAAUCUGGAUGGAUCCCAGCAAAUAUUCUGUUUUUAAGGACCCUAUCGAACAGGGUUUUGCAAAAGCGGGAGAUAAGAAUCUGACCCAAUUUGAAGUCUCACCCUUUGUGACCGUGAUCAUGGGUGACGAUGUAGAGCAAUGCAUGAUGCCGAUACGCGCAAAUAUGGCGCUGUACAUCGGCGGCAUGGGCGCGCGUGAUAAAAACUUCUAUAACAAUUAUGCCAAAGCCCUGGGCUUCGAAGACGCGGCUGUGAAGAUUCAGGAUCUGUUCCUGGCGGGCAAGAAAGAUGAAGCCGCAGCCGCAGUACCGGCGGAACUGAUUGAUGCCUGCCACCUGGUUGGACCUGCUGAGCGCAUCAGAGAGCGUCUGGCGCCCUGGAAAGCCGCAGGCAGUAAAGGACACGUCGCCUCUAUGUUACUGGGCAGCCAGCAACCCGAAGCACUGGAGUUGAUUGCAUCGGAGAUGUUGUAG